CGAUAAAUCACACUGCAUACGACUGCAAUUGUUGUUAAUAAUUUCCUUGCUUUCUCGCCCCCCCCAGCCGUAUAAAUACGUGUAUUUAAGCAGCAGGUUUUGCAUUAAGUGUAAAACAGUGCAGGCGCGUGCAACCACACAAACACCUCUCCAAUCAGAUCAUCGCCAGAACCGCAACAGCAGCCAGACAGCUCCAGAUAUCAACGAACGCCAGCCAGCAUCCCAGAAAUGUCUCAACAACCUGUUGCUUUCCUGACCCGCCGCGAAACCUUUAGCGCCUGCCAUCGCCUGCAUAGCCCCCAGUUAACCGAUGCCGAGAAUCUGGAAGUGUUUGGCAAAUGCAAUAAUUUCAAUGGCCAUGGCCACAACUACACAGUGGAGAUAACCGUUCGUGGACCCAUUGAUCAACGCACUGGAAUGGUCCUAAACAUAACCGAACUCAAGGAUGCCAUUGAGGCAGUCAUAAUGAAGAAUCUAGAUCACAAGAAUCUCGAUAAGGAUGUGGAAUACUUUGCCAAGACACCCAGUACAACAGAGAAUCUAGCCGUUUACAUUUGGAACAACAUACGGCUGCAGCUAAAGAAGCCCGAACUCCUGUACGAGGUGAAGAUCCAUGAGACACCAAAGAAUAUAAUUAGUUAUCGCGGACCCUAUGCUCUCAAUGGCAUUUAUAAUCCUAUAAACAAGCGCAUUGCCCAUGAUUCCUGUACCAAUAUAUCGUCCGAUUCGGAUUAGAGAACGGAAGACAGACUGAGAGAGAGGUAUGUGCCCAUUGCCUCACGAAUUUUAUGUUGGACCCUAAUUCUCAGUGAAUACACGAAAACAUUCAUUUAAACUCAAACAAGAAAACAAAAAGAAUUAAAAACAUUUAGUUUUAUACAAGUUAUACGAAUUACAAAGUAUAUAGCAAUCGAUUUUUUAUAUAUAUACUAUAUGAAUUAUGCAAGCAUUAUAUCCAAUAAAUUAUAAAGCAAUUCAUUGUGA
This is a messenger RNA of Drosophila persimilis, 984 nucleotides long. RefSeq names its product 6-pyruvoyl tetrahydrobiopterin synthase (gene purple). Gene Ontology annotation, biological process: tetrahydrobiopterin biosynthetic process. The transcript has 4 exons. Bases 229 to 735 code for a protein of 168 amino acids. NCBI's taxonomy places the organism in Eukaryota, Metazoa, Arthropoda, Insecta, Diptera, Drosophilidae. The record is from RefSeq and is a predicted model, not a curated record. Gene Ontology annotation, molecular function: 6-pyruvoyltetrahydropterin synthase activity. Gene Ontology annotation, cellular component: mitochondrion.